Messenger RNA from Micromonas commoda, 693 nucleotides. RefSeq lists its product with no specific name. Gene Ontology annotation, biological process: protein ubiquitination. The annotation marks the transcript as partial. The record is from RefSeq and is a predicted model, not a curated record. Gene Ontology annotation, cellular component: CCR4-NOT complex. The transcript is spliced from 3 exons. Lineage: Eukaryota; Viridiplantae; Chlorophyta; Mamiellophyceae; Mamiellales; Mamiellaceae. Gene Ontology annotation, molecular function: ubiquitin-protein transferase activity; RNA binding.
AUGUCGGCCGACGAGGACGACAACGACGCGGGCGAGGAUUGCCCGCUCUGCUGCAACCCGUUCGACGCGACGGACAAACAUUUUCGUCCGUGCAAAUGCGGGUACCAGAUCUGCGCCUGGUGCUGGCACCAGCUGAUGGAGCUGGCGGCGAAGGACGACAAGGUGGCGCAGUGUCCCGCGUGCAGGCAGGACUACGACGAGUCCUCCAUCACGGGCGCCUCGUCGGGUAUCACGAUCCCCGCGCCGAACGCGGCGGCGAUCGCGGCGGGUAAGGCGGCGGGCGCGGACGGGGGCUCCCGCAAGCACCUGUUCAACGUGCGGGUGAUCCAGAGGAACCUGGUGUACGUCGUGGGGCUCAACGUCCAGUACUGCAGGGAGGACGUGCUUCGACGCGGGGAUUUGUUCGGCAGGUUCGGACGCAUCGUCAAGCUCCAGGUAUCGCUGCCCAAGCCGGGAGACUUUCAGAGGCAGGGCAGCGCGUACGUCACCUACCACCGCGGGGAGGAUGCCGCGAGGUGCAUCAAAGGGGUGGAUGGCACCACGCUGGACGGCAAGGUGCUCCGAGCGUGCUUCGGGACCACCAAGUACUGCAACGCGUUCCUCAGGUACCAGCAGUGCUCCAACCCGGACUGUUUGUACCUGCACGACAUGGGCAGCGACAACGACUCCUUCACGAAAGAAGAGAUGCUCGCC